AUGGGUAACUCGACUUCCAAAAAGCGACUAUCGGGUCUGCCCUAUAGGGGCGUUGACAUUUCUGAUCAGGAAAAAUGGAAAGACAAAAAAGAGAAUGGGCAAGGUUCUAGUGCGAGUCAAGCGAAUUCGUCGCCUGGUGAUUCUUUGACCGUUGACACAGAUAAAAACAAUCUCACAAACAAUAAUACAUUGAAUUCCGAGGAUAGUUCACCGACUUCUCCCUCUUCACCCACCUCCCCAAUGGAAUCGAUUCUCCGGCGACCAAGCGGAGCUACCGACUCUAGUAGUAAUGGUGCGGAAGGCUUGAGUCCUAACGGCCCCACUUUUCACGGAAACAACACAGUUAAUAUACCCACUAAUGAUCGUACAAAAACCUUUGACAUUGAUGAUAUGAUACAGCGCCUUAUUGUUGUGGGUUAUUCCAGUAAAGUUUCGAAAUCAGUCUGCCUGAAAAAUGCUGAAAUGAGUGCUAUCUGUCAAGCUGCACGGGAGGUAUUUUUAUCACAACCAACACUUAUCGAGUUGUCGCCACCUGUUAAGAUCGUAGGUGACGUGCAUGGCCAAUAUACCGACCUCAUUCGACUAUUUGACAUUCUUUCUUCUAUGGACGAAAUUCGAGGAAUUCAUCGUCCCACCGAUGUGCCCGACUAUGGACUUCUGAAUGACCUCUUGUGGUCCGAUCCCUCGGAUACGGCGGUUGAUUGGGAGGACAAUGAAAGAGGUGUUAGCUAUUGUUUCGGGAAAGCUAUUAUCCAUGAAUUUUUGCAACGAUAUGAUUUCGAUCUGGUGUGCCGCGCGCAUAUGGUCGUAGAGGAUGGUUACGAAUUUUUCAACGAGAGGACUCUGGUGACCGUGUUUUCCGCGCCGAAUUAUUGCGGUGAAUUUGACAAUUUCGGAGCCGUGAUGAGUGUAAACGAGGAACUUUUAUGCAGCUUUGAAUUGCUCAAACCUGAAGUGAAACAACAGGGAAAACAAAAGAGGCGACCAAGUGAGACUAUACCAAUGAGCAUCCUGAAGGGUGCGCUGGAAAGGCUUCUAGCUGAGGCACAAUCAUCGAAACAAAAAGAACUAGAACAGGUUUGUUCUACUACUUUAGAACAACUUCAACAAGAAAUAAAUUAUCUCCUGAAGAGAGCGGCCAUAAAGAGGGGUAAGCAAAAAGCAAACUUGGAGGAUACCGUUAACGAGACUCCAAAAAAUGAAGCAAACGAUGUAGACGUUAAAAUAAUAACUAAAGAUGGUACAACAGGGGAGGCAAGUGGAGCGAUAGCAGAGAAAGCCGAGAAGAGUGGAAAGACAAGCAAAUCAACAACACCAAAGACAACCCCAAAGAACUCGCCAAAGAGUUCGCCAAAAAAAAAUUCCGAAGCAAACGCCAAUUCGGCCGGGGCUGGUCGUACUUCCAUAUCCAGUAGCUUGUUCGCGCGUGCAGGAGAAGAAUUGCCGAAAGUUUUGGCCGAUAAUUACUGGCAGCCUUUUAGACUCGCAUGUGGCAAUGCGAUGCCGGUCAAUAUUCGAGUGAUAGCUCUCGAUUGCUUGCAAAAAAUCAUCGCUCACGGAUUUCUUGUAGGCGACAACCCUAUAUCGUUGCCGAAAAGUGGACAGGUAAAGAAACGUGAAUCAAAAACGAAACACAUUAAUAACGGGUUUAGCGAAACGAACGACUUGUCUUUUGUUGAUACGACGUCAACUCCUUUCGAUAGCGUCGAGUCAUCUGAUGGGACCUCACCAACAAAUUCUCCACCAAACUUUCCAAAGCCAGUUCUGUUAAUAGAUGAUGUCGUACAUACGGUGUGCACUGGAUUUAUUGGACCACAAACGGAUCAGACCGUUCAGCUUCAAAUUUUAAAAGUGUUACUCACACUCGUCACCACAGAGCAAUGUCCAGUUCAUGGGGUCAGUUUACUCAAGAUCAUUCAGACUUGUUGUAAUAUUUAUUGUUUCUCAAAAAGUCAAGUGAAUCAGGCAACGGCGAAAGCCGAGUUGACUCAGAUUUCAAACUUCAUUGUGGCUCGAUUUGAAGAAUUUUCUUCGGAAUUGUCAAAAGGCGAAGCAUCAAAGAAACAACACAUCACUGGUAAAGAUUCAACACUCGCGAAAGGAAGAACAAGCAUUCAACUGACGACCCGAGAAGAUGGCAAUGGUGCCAUGGAAGAUGAUGACAAGGCAACAGUGAAAUUUAAUGGAAUCAAUGGCGUUAAUGGAGUUGACUCACAUUCACCAAGUUCAGUUGAUAACGGAGAUGCCUCUAAUGAUAAGUUUCAGGAUUCAGAUGAAAAUAACGCACGCCAAUCGCUCGAUUUGCAACUGUCUGAAAGUCAACCCUCAACGAUAUCUGUGAAAGGUGUUGUUGCUUCGGACGAAAUUCGGGAUGCAGACGAGGUUGACACCUCACCGGUUACUAAAAACAUUCAGAAUUCAAGCGAUAGCGACAAGAAUGCAUCGAAAAAUGUUGAAAAAGAUGGAAACGGUGAGAUAACCGAGGCAAUGAUUGAUCCGCAAGUUUCUAGUAUUGUAAGAUGCGAUGAUGAGGUGGAGGUUGUCUCUGAAAGUGAUAUUGCCGGGAAUGUGACUCCUGAAUUGGAUACUAUCACCAAUGUUCAUUUAUGUGAAACCAUUGAUCAAGGUACCACGCCCAAAACCGAUGAGGUAAUAGGAGACAUAUCUGCUACAUCUGAAAUCAUAAUGCGCGAGUUUUCCGAAAAUCAAGUUUCGACUCUAGAAGAAAAUUGUGUCAACGAUUUUAAUGUGAACGGAAUUAUAACUGACGGAGUAGAGACCUCUGAGAAAGAUGAUAACGAAAAUGGAGUCGAAACCCAAUUCGAUCAUGCCGAGAAUGAAGUCUCAACCAAAGUCGACCAUAAUGAAAGUGAAAUUUCGGCCAAAGUCGAUCAUACCGAGAAUGCAGUCUCGACAAAAGUCGAUCAUGCCGAUAACGAAAUCUCGACAAAAGUCAAUCAUGCCGAUGAUGGGGUUGCAACCAAAGUCGAUGAUCUUGAAAAUGGUGGCCCCGAAUCGACCGAACGCCCUGUAUCAUCGAACGGCGAAUCAUUAAAAGAUAAAUCAAAAAAGCCUAUUAGGCGUCGAAGAUCGUCUUUGGCGAACAUAAAGGAACUCACAAUCGCAAUACCUCCAAUUGGUAAGAAACGUAAAUCAUCACCAAAAAAGGCGCUCACCGGUCACGAAACCCUUAACAUCCUACGAAAAGAUCUUUACUUGGCUUUUCGACUAUUCUGUCGACUCUCCAUGUGUCCGGAAGAGGGUGACAGUUCCCAGAAUGAAGAAGUCGGUCUUCGCGGUCGAUCAUUAGUUUUAGAAUUGAUUCUCUCGAUACUAGAUAAUUCCGGACCUGUUUUUCAUUCAGAUGAAAUUUAUGUCGAAUUAAUCCGGCAAGCUCUUUGUGCAUCGUUAUCCAAGAAUGUAGUUUCCUCAAACGAGCCGAUAUUUGAACUGUCUCUUUCGAAUUUUCUCAUGUUGCUGCGUUAUUAUCGUGCGUCUCUGAAAACGGAAUUGGAGAUGUUUAGCGAAAUAUAUUUACGUUUUCUGGAUAUGAACAACGCCACCUAUCAUCAAAAGUGUUUGGUAUUGCAGGGAUUAAUGAAAAUCUGUCAAAAGCCUCAGAUUCUCUUGGACAUCUAUCUGAACUAUGACUGCGACAUUUCAAUGGUCAGCAUAUUCGAACGGAUUGUGACUUCGCUAUCCAAAAUUUCUCAACUACGCACAAAGACAUCUGGCAAAUCCGGUAGAGGAAACCUUAUAAUGGGUGGGAGCUCCGCCGGACUGGAAUUCAUACUUCUGCAAGAAAAGAUGUUGAAAUUGAAAGGUUUAAAGUGCCUUGUGGCCGUUGUCAAGUCUUUGAUUGAGUGGUGUAAAGAUCUGGAACGAAAAAAUGGUGUCGACUCCCAGUCACAACAAUUACCACGAAAUCCAACUCCAGAAAUAAUCGAAGACAAGACACCAAUAAUUUUCUCCAAGAAUCCUCUGCUGAGUAUCAACUUUUCGACACUCCAUCCUAAUUCGAGUGGCAGUAGUAUCGGCACAGUAGACAAUGAGGACAACCCUGCGCAAUAUCACGAGAUCAUGUCACGUAAGCAAACUUUUCGUGAAGGAAUCAAGUUGUUCAACUCAAAACCACAAAAGGGCUUAAGCUUUCUGAUACAACGCGGUUUCUUGAAAGGAGACACUGAUGGCGUAAUAACAUUUCUCGUGUCAACAUCCGGAUUGAAUAAAGCAGCCAUAGGAGAAUAUUUGGGUGAAGGUGAUCCUGAAGCUAUUAAAAUUAUGCAUGCAUUUGUCGAUCGCAUGGAUUUUUCAGGAUUGAGGUUUGUCGAUGCUUUGAGAACCUUUCUUCAAUCAUUCCGACUCCCGGGUGAGUCUCAGAAGAUUGAUCGCAUUAUGGAGAAAUUCGCCGAUCGUUAUUGUGAAACGAAUCAGGAAAUUUUUGCGAACGCCGACACCGCCUACAUUCUAGCCUUUUCGACCAUCAUCUUGAAUACCGACCAACAUUCCGCACAAGUCAAAAGGCGUAUGGACAGAUCCGAAUUCAUAAAAAGUAACCAGCGUAUAAAUAGCAACAACGACCUUUCUGAAGAGUUUUUAGGAGAGAUAUUCGAUGAUGUCGCAAAUAAUGAAAUCGUGAUGGAGGAAGAACAGUUUUCAGAAGUCGCGAAAACCGCAAUCAGUCAUGCCAACGAUCGUGAACGCCAAGAAUUGUACGAGCGAGAAAUCUCCCAGAUGCAAAGAAAAAGUCAAGCCCUCUUAAAAAGCAAUCGACAAGGACAAACCCCUGCUGUCUGGCGAAGCGCUUCGCACGCCGACCACGUGAAGCCCAUGUUCGCGGUGAUGUGUUGGCCGUUGAUGGCCACACUUAGCCUAGUUUUCGAGGAGGCGGAUAACCCCCUGUCGAAUAACAAUAGCGUCAACAAGAGUGUCGAAUUUGUUCAGGCAAAUCAAGAAUCGAUUGAACAAUGCCUUGACGGAUUUCUAGGUGCCAUUCGCAUAAGCAGCAUCUUUCGAAUGGACGUCGAACGUGACGCUUUCGUGUCUUCCUUGGCAAAAUUGACUGGAUUGAACCAUGUGGACGAAAUGAGAUCGAAACAUGUCGCAGCCAUAAGAACCCUAUUAUCCGUUGCCAAUUCUUAUGGUGAGGGGUUACAAUCGUCAUGGCACAUUGUUUUAAAGACAGUGUCAACCAUGGAGAGCUAUCAAUUACUUGACAGUUCCACGGGGUCGGUCGUUUAUUCCACCGAGGGUGUCAGCGGAUUAGAUUAUUCUCCGCAAAAUAGCCGUAACAAUAUAACGAGCACUGUUACCUCAUCAUCCAACCUACCCUCCACUCCAUCUCGUCAGAAUGUUAACACCACUCGUCGGAGUUCUCUCAGCGGCGUGAUGAAAGAAUUUCAAUCUCAGAGUACGAUAAUAGCAAUCGAUAGGAUUUUUACGAACAGCGUUAAACUAAGUGGCGACGCCAUUGUCCAUUUCUUCACCGCUCUUUGUGCCGUCUCUCUCGAGGAAGUUAACUCUUCGAGGUCCUCGCCCAGGAUGGAUAGCCUACGACGUAUUGUCGAAAUUGGCAAGUAA
This is a messenger RNA of Acaulospora colombiana, 5580 nucleotides long. The record is from the annotation of a GenBank genome assembly. Lineage: Eukaryota; Fungi; Glomeromycota; Glomeromycetes; Diversisporales; Acaulosporaceae.